UACAGGAGUGUAUAAAAGCCAAGAAGCUCGUCUAAUGCUCCACAUAUAUCUCAUUAAAGCACCCUCCCACACAUCUGUGAGCAAGCUGAAAGAGGAAAAAUGGGCUAUGGAUGGUUUUGUUUGCUGAACCUGAUGGAGCAACAUAUGUUUUUCAAGGCUUCAUCCAGGGUAAAGAUUAUGGACAAUUUGGACUUCAAAGAUUAGGUCUUAACAUGUCUGAAGGUUCAAAUUCUUCUAACCAACCACAUGGUACAAAUAGUAGUUCAGUGGCCAUUGCUAUCCUUGUGCCUUUCUUUGCCCUUAUAUUUGCUGGUUUUGGCUUCUAUCUUUAUAAACAAAGGACUGCCCCUAAAACACAGUAUACAGGAUGCUCUGUACAUGAAAAUAAUAACGGACAAGCUGCUUUUGAAAACCCCAUGUAUGACACAAAUGCAAAGUCUGUGGAAGGGAAAGCAGUACGAUUUGACCCCAACUUGAACACCGUUUGCACAAUGGUAUAGUGUGGUAAUGAUAUGUCCUUAAAGUCUGGAAAUUGACACACAACACAGUGCACACAGAGUUCACUGAUUUAAAAAUAAAAAAAAAAAAAGAAAGAAAAAAAAUAAAGCACACUUUUCAGGAUAUAGUGGGUCACCUUUUCCUGAGGAUGAUAGACAAGAAUGGGUUGUGGUUACUUUGUUUUGACUUUGUUUUUCAUAAACUGGAUCAGAAUUCUUCUUCGUGUCUAGCAUGGAGAGUUUUAAAAAAAAUUUGCUGCACUCCAUGAGUGCUACUCACAGUUUAUUUGCUUUUUUAAAAAAGGAGGUUAUUCUAAAACAUAAAACAUAUUUGCAUAUAUUGGAGGAGCAUCCACUAUCAGUAUUUCUGUGCUUUAUAAAAACUAUAAUAGAGGGACUGGGUUAAAAAAAAAAGAUAUAGGUAGAAAAUAAGAGCUAUACUUACAGGAGACAAUAGGUCACUGACUUCUCUUUAACAGUCAUAUGCUACAUCUUUCUCAUGAGUUUGUAACGUUUUUUUCAUUUAUUCAUCCCGUUUAGUAUUUUUUUUCAGUUAUUUUUUCAAGUCCAGGAUGUAGUAUUUAGAAAUCAGCAAGUACAAUUUACUCUUUUCAUGUCACAGAAGAAAAAUUAAAGUGUCACGUUCUUGUUUAAUGAAUUUCCUUCCCUGUGUCACAUCUUACUUCCUUUU
This is a messenger RNA of Apaloderma vittatum (bar-tailed trogon), 1188 nucleotides long. Its product is annotated as CUB and sushi domain-containing protein 3-like. Gene Ontology annotation, biological process: regulation of dendrite development. Lineage: Eukaryota; Metazoa; Chordata; Aves; Trogoniformes; Trogonidae. The transcript has 4 exons. The record is from RefSeq and is a predicted model, not a curated record. Bases 111 to 500 code for a protein of 129 amino acids.